Eimeria acervulina is the source of this 1674-nucleotide messenger RNA. RefSeq names its product DNA-directed RNA polymerase , related. The transcript is spliced from 9 exons. The annotation marks the transcript as partial. The record is from RefSeq and is a predicted model, not a curated record. Lineage: Eukaryota; Apicomplexa; Conoidasida; Eucoccidiorida; Eimeriidae.
GGCCCCGACUCAGCAGAGAAGCUCCCGCUGGGCUCUGCAUUUUCUUCAUCUUCUUCGCUUUCCUCUCGCCUAUUUUGGCAGUACGAGGUGUCUAUACAGCUCGAACCUCUACAAGAUUUUUGUAGAGUUGUACGUGCUUUUAAACCUGAUGAUCUUCUUCUUCUUGUCCUCAACAAAGUCGUCAGACCUCUACUUAAGAAGGCAAGAAAGCUUGCAAUUGCCUCCGUAUUGCAAUAUGAAUUCGCCGAGGCUUCAGAGCUGCAAAGCGAUGGUUUAGGGCUGAUUGACAUCUCACAAGCAGUAGCAGCAACAGCAGCAUCAGCAGCAUCAGCAGCACCAGCAGCACCAACAGCACCAGCAGUAGCAGCACCCGCAGCAGCAGCAGCAGCAGCGGCAGAACCAGCAGCAGCAGCAGCAGCAGCAGCAAAUGUGUUUAUUCUCAGGGAUCGGAGAGGAGCAGUUAAAGACAUUCUUCGAUCAGGAAAUAUUGCAUGCGAGCACGGGGCUGGCGAUGUUGAUGUAGAGGGGGAAGCAGCAGCAAGCAGGGCUCCAGCAGCAGCAAAAAAAGCAGCAGCAGCAGACGCCGCAGCAGAAGAAGACAAGGGUUCAGGCAACUCUGGCGAUAGCGAGGAUGAAGAAGAAGAUGAAGAAGAAGAAGAUGAGAAAGAAGAAGAAGAUGAAGAAGAUGAAGAUGAAGAGCAGCAGCAGCAGCAGCAGCAGCAGCAGCAAGACGGUUCUGCUUCUGAAUCUGAGAACAGCAGCGGCGAGUCUGAGGCUGAAGAUAAUAAUAAUAAUAAUAAUAAUAAUAAUAUAAAGAUAGAGGUAGGAGAGAAAAAAGUUAAAAAGAUAAAACGAGAAGCAGAGAGCGACACAGAAGAACAAGCAACAACACCCCCAGGGAAACGUAUCAAACAAGAGCAGCAGCAGCAGCAGCAGCAGCAGCAGCAGCAGCAGCGGGGUAAUAAUGAAGAAGAGCCUCUCUUGGAUUUGGCUGAGGUAUUACGAGGAAAACGCUUUGAUAGAAGUUUAGGUGUAUUUGUUGAUGAAGACGAAACCUCAAAUAAAACAAACAAAACAAACAAAAAUAUGCAUGCAAAUACACAACAACUAAUCAAUCCUUCUCCUUAUGAACAAGAUGCUGUAUGGGCUUCAGCAGCAGCCUUCCAGAAAAUGGCGCCUCUUGACCUUGAAUCGGCGGCAAUGCUACACGAGCUGAAGAUCUGCCGAAAGACAUGGCGAGUUGUUGUGAAGUUCGGAUGGCCGUUCGACAAAUGCCCCUACCGCCUUGAACUGCUGCCGCUCGUCAAGGGUUUAAUCGAAAAAGUAGUGCUUCAGCAGCCACAGGGGGUUACAGACCCUCACAUUGUGCAGGGGGCAGGCUGUUUAACUGGCUGUGGAAUGGAGCUGCGGUGUCGCGGUUCGAAUUUGCAGUGGCUGCACAAACUCAAAGAAAGUGCAGUAGACCACAACAGACUCGGAAUUCAAAAUUCGAAUUCUCCGUUUUUGCAAAUGGCGUUUGAGACGUCUUUCAAAUUCCUCACUGAGGCCUGCGAAAGAGCGGCAGUUGACGAACUUCGAAGCCCCUCCGCUUCGCUGAUUGUGGGUACGCCGCCAGUCAUCGGCUCGCAGCAAUCGCAGCUCCUAGCCGUACUACCAGACUUCACUGACAGCUAG